Messenger RNA from Ophidiomyces ophidiicola, 1827 nucleotides. RefSeq names its product DNA repair protein rad52 (gene RAD52). Gene Ontology annotation, cellular component: nucleus. The record is from RefSeq and is a predicted model, not a curated record. Gene Ontology annotation, biological process: mitotic recombination; DNA recombinase assembly; double-strand break repair via single-strand annealing. The coding region runs from base 1 to 1827 and encodes 608 amino acids. The transcript has 5 exons. Lineage: Eukaryota; Fungi; Ascomycota; Eurotiomycetes; Onygenales; Onygenaceae.
AUGCCAGCGCCAGGGGACCAACACAAGUCCUAUUCGGCGAAUAUAAGUGCUUCCAACCCAUUUGAAAAUACCCCUCAACGCAUGAACGUGUAUACCGCACAGGAGAUUGCAUCGCUACAGAGCCGCCUUGACAAGCAAUUAGGCCCCGAAUAUAUAUCCUCACGGGCGGGUCCUGGUGGACAAAAGGUACACUACUUAGCAGCAGAUAAAUGCAUUAAUCUAGCAAAUGAGGUCUUCGGGUUUAGCGGCUGGUCAAGUUCGAUUCAGAAUGUUUCGAUCGAUUUUGUCGAUGAAAAUCCGAACACGGGCAAAGUGUCCUUAGGAUUGUCAGUUGUCAUGAGAGUGACACUGAAGAAUGGAGCAUAUCAUGAAGACAUCGGAUAUGGUCACAUCGAAAAUGCGAAAGGAAAGGCUGCUGCAUUUGAGAAAGCUAAGAAAGAAGGAACUACAGAUGCUUUGAAAAGAGCUUUACGUAAUUUUGGUAACGUUCUGGGGAAUUGCAUAUAUGAUAAAGACUACCUGGCAAAGGUCACCAAAGUCAAAGCUAUUCCGGCCAAAUGGGAUAUCCAAGAAUUACACCGUCAUGGGGAUUUUGUACCUAUCAAACAAGAACCCGUUGUUGCCCCGCUUGUUCCCAAGGCCGAACCUGUCCCUAAUAUCCCGUUUCAAUCAAACGUACCCAAUAUCUCCAAAAAACCACCCAAUGAACCCCUCUCUAUGGACCUUUAUAAUGAUUUCGGAAGUGAGUUGCUUCUCACAAACCACAUAAAUAUUUCUAAAGAUAGUCUAGGCGAUGCGUUCGACGAAGCAGAUUUCGGAGAACACGAUCUUACUCACCCCGAUGAAGUAGUUUUGGAGGAAGAACCCGCUGCUCAAAUCCAAAACAACAAACGCCAGUCAUCCGACGUGCAAAGACAAGGCUAUGCUGCCGGAGGGCCGCCACACGCGAUUCCGAGUCAUAUGGUCACGCCAUCAAAACCUCCCCAGCAGCCUUAUACAGCAAACCCCCCAUUUUCUCAAUCAAAACCAGCUCUCCCAGUCCCUGCGGAUCGUAUAACAAGGCCUCCCCAAAAUCAGUAUACGACCCCCAAGCCUCAAGCAGUAACGCGGUCACAAAUUGUACCAGCCAGGCCUAUGCAAGGAAGCCAAGAUUUCCCUCCUCCUUUACCCUGUGAUCAAAUGAAGGCAGCCAUCGAGCCGGGCACCGACAGCAGAGGAAAUGCAUCUCCGUCGAAGUCAUCGUCUCUAGAUGCAGAUAACCAAGAGAACUCUGUCGUAGAGCCCGGGGUUUGGUAUUCUGCGCAUGCUGCCUACAAAGUCGACCCAGGAAAGGGAGCGCCCACUUUUGAUCCCAAGUUUGACAGCCCAUCGAUUCGAAAGACUCAUAGUGUCGAUCACGCCAAAUCGGCACCAGUUACUCGAAAAACGUUCCAAAACAUACCGCCAUCCUCCAGCCAGGUACUUCACAAAACAAGCAUUAACAAUGCUCCUUCCGGCAGUCAAACUACACCCCUUAGGCCAAAUCCCGAGGCAAACAAAAGGCCAGCACCUAGUAAUUAUCCAACUCCUGCUAGGCCUCCUUUAACAACCUCGUAUCGACCGCCCACCCGGAGAAGCAUGACAGUUGCCCCAAACAACCCCCCGGCACCUUCAAACCCAAAUACCAACGUACACCAUAAUAUGAAUGGCAAAAGGCCGCCCCUGUCGGACAUGACGAAUAUAUCCCCCGCUCCUGAAAAUGCCGAUGCUACAAAGAAGCCUAAGGUCGGUUCCGCUUCCGUUCCUACCGGGGAAAACCAGCAACGACAGGGUGUGAGAAGCAACUGA